This is a messenger RNA of Striga asiatica, 402 nucleotides long. Lineage: Eukaryota; Viridiplantae; Streptophyta; Magnoliopsida; Lamiales; Orobanchaceae. The record is from the annotation of a GenBank genome assembly.
AUGACGGAAGGGGGUGGGGCCGCGCCGGCGGUCAUGACGUGGACAGGGCGCGGGAGGGGGAGGGUUGUUUCGUCUUUCGGCGCGUUCACGAUGCUGUUGAGGACGACGGGGGCCGCGCAGAAGUGGGUCACGCCGAGGGCAAAUGCUGGUAGCACAAAGGGCAGCAAGAGUCCAAGGGAAACACCAACCGUUGCAAUGAAACAUAGGCAAAGUCCACAAGUAAACAGCUCCUUCCGUAAUCCCCCACACGAUAGCAUUACUAAUUGCCAUAACAUAAGCCCCUCGAUGGUGCAAGACCACGCCCUUGGGACUCGAUGUCGUGCCCGAGGUGUAACCCAAAGCAAUGCUAUACCACUCGUCCUCGGGAGGUUUCCACUUGAAUUCCGGGUCUCCGGUUUCUAG